Molecule: messenger RNA, 1476 nt
Organism: Dichotomopilus funicola
Lineage: Eukaryota; Fungi; Ascomycota; Sordariomycetes; Sordariales; Chaetomiaceae
Exons: 3
Coding region: 1-1476 (491 amino acids)
Source: RefSeq, a predicted model, not a curated record
AUGCGCAUUUCCACGCUUCAGGCGGCCGUAGGCUCGGCCGGACUGCUCUUGGCCGCUCACCCAGCAUCUGCCAAUCCCAACCAACACCGUCACGCACAUGUAGACUACGCCAGGCGGCAUGGCCACAACCACGACCACAUCCACGGGAGUCACAGUCAUCAAGUAGAGGACCUCGUCGCGCCAGCAGUGGACGCGGUGAAGACGGAUGAUGUAUCCAAGAUUGUGGCCCGGAAACCGCGGUGUACGCUGCCCGACGACCCGGACUUGGUCUACGUGCCAGGCAAGGACAAUAACGGAUUCGCUAUGAGCCCGGAUCAACCGUGCGAGGACGGCUCGUGGUGCCCGCUAGCGUGCGUCCCGGGCAAGAUGAUGGCACAGUGGAAGCCGCACACGACGUACAAUUAUCCAGAUUCGAUGUACGGCGGCAUCUUCUGCAAAGGCGGAGAGAUCGAGAAGUCGUUCGACGGGCCGUACUGUAUGGACGGCACGGGUGCUGUCAACGCUGUCAACGAAGCGGGCAAGAUCGUCUCGUUCUGCCAAACGGUUCUUCCCGGCAACGAGGCCAUGCUCAUCCCGACCGAUGUGACCGAUACUGCGACCCUGGCCGUCCCAGGACCGAGCUACUGGGCCAACACCUCUGCGCAUUAUUACAUCAACCCACCUGGGGUGGACUCGAAGUUGGGUUGCAUAUGGGGCGUGAUCACUGAGGCGAUCGGCAACUGGGCCGCAUUUGUUGCGGGGGCUAACACCAUGUCCACUGGUGAAACCUUUGUCAAGAUUGCGUGGAACCCAGAAUACCUCAAAACGCCGCUCACUAAGAAAGUGCCAACCUACGGCCUCCGAAUCGAGUGCCCAGGAGGCGGCUGCAAUGGCAUGCCGUGUGUCAUCGACCCGUCCAAGGGUGGGGUCAACGGUCUCGACAGCCCUUCUGAGGCCAGCGGCGUCGGCGACGCCAACUUUUGUGUUGUGACUGUUCCCAAGGGCGGUACAGCGAACAUUGUCGUCUUCAACACUGACGGUUCCGGUGGUGACGACUCUGGCGACGACGACAACGACAAUGACAAUGAGCCCAAGCCAGACCCCUCGCCUUCCUCCGAGGCGCCCAAGCCGCCCAAACCCACCAAGACCCCCCCGAAACCCACCAGCCACCCACCAACUACCACCGCUUCGCCCACUUCUUCCGACGAAAACGAUGACGAGGGCGGCAUAACCAUCUCCUUGGGCUUGCCGGGCGGUGUCUUCCAGGAGAAGAGCGCGCACGGGGACACGACAUUUGCCACGUCUGGCACCGCCCACCCAACUGGCGCUCUGCGACCUGCGACCACGGCCGGGCCGGACAGCGCUGCCUCGACGAUUGCGCCCGUGGCUGCACCUUCGACGUCAAGUAACGAGGGCGGGGCGGCAGUGAGCGCCGAGGGGGGUUCGGCGAUUGCCGGGUUGGUUGUCGCGUUGGUUGCGGCUGCGGCGUUGUUUUAA